Messenger RNA from Phyllostomus discolor (pale spear-nosed bat), 1485 nucleotides. Its product is annotated as olfactory receptor 4F3/4F16/4F29-like. Gene Ontology annotation, molecular function: G protein-coupled receptor activity; olfactory receptor activity. Gene Ontology annotation, cellular component: membrane. The transcript has 2 exons. NCBI's taxonomy places the organism in Eukaryota, Metazoa, Chordata, Mammalia, Chiroptera, Phyllostomidae. The coding region runs from base 110 to 1048 and encodes 312 amino acids. Gene Ontology annotation, biological process: G protein-coupled receptor signaling pathway. The record is from RefSeq and is a predicted model, not a curated record.
UUUUUAUGGCAGGAUUUUAUAUGGCACUUUGUAUUAGAGAACACAGGAAAAUCUCAGACUCCUGGAAGAUGCUGUUCUAUCCCUACAGGUAGCAAGACUGACAAAGCCAAUGGAUGGAGCAAAUCACUCUGCUGUGUCAGAGUUUGUGUUUCUGGGACUCACUGAUUCCUGGGAGAUCCAACUUCUCCUUUUUGUGUUUUCCUCUACAUGUUAUGUGGCAAGCAUGAUGGGAAACUCCCUCAUUAUGCUCACUGUGACCACUGACCCUCACUUACACACACCCAUGUACUUUCUGUUGGCCAAUCUCUCCUUCAUUGACCUGGGAGUUUCUUCUGUCACUUCUCCCAAGAUGAUUUAUGACCUUUUCAGAAAGCGUAAAGUCAUCUCCUUUAGUGGCUGCAUCACUCAAAUCUUCUUCAUCCACAUCAUUGGUGGUGUGGAGAUGGUGCUGCUCAUAGCCAUGGCCUUUGACAGAUAUGUUGCCAUAUGUAAGCCUCUUCACUACCUGACCAUCAUGAGCUCAAGAAUGUGCAUCUACUUUUUAAUGACUGCCUGGAUGACUGGCCUCAUUCACUCCAUGGUUCAAUUGGCUUUUGUGGUAAAAUUACCCUUCUGUGGUCCUAAUGUUCUGGACAGCUUUUACUGUGACCUUCCUCAGUUCAUUAAACUUGCCUGCACAGACACAUACCAAUUAGAGUUCAUGGUCACAGCCAACAGUGGAUUCAUCUCUGUUGGCUCCUUCCUCAUACUGAUAAUUUCCUAUAUCAUCAUCAUUCUCACUGUUCAGAAACACUCUUCAGCUGGUUUAUCCAAGGCUCUGUCCACACUGUCAGCUCACAUUACUGUGGUAGUCCUUUUCUUUGGUCCUUUGAUAUUUUUCUAUGUGUGGCCAUCUCCUUCCACACAUCUGGAUAAAUUUUUGGCCCUCUUUGAUGCAGUUCUCACUCCUUUCCUGAAUCCUGUCAUUUACACGUUCAGGAAUCAAGAAAUGAAGGUAGCAAUGAGUAGAGUAUGCAGACAGCUAGUGAAUUACAGGAAGAUCUCUUAAGUUAUGUCUGUAUAGUGAAGAGCCCUUAUUGAUAGUUGAUGGUCAGACUCAGAGAGAAGCUCUUGUUUGUUCUACUUUAAUUUGAUUAUACACACAGCUAUUGAAUCCAUUUUAUUUCCCACUCAGGAGGAGGGAACAUUCACUUUUGAAAAGAGAGAGUUACAUAUAAAGUAUUUAUAAACCAAAGAUUAUAAUAGUCCUGACCCUAAAUUCCUAAAGAGUAAUAGUUAUAUACAGAAAUUUUUGGAAACACACAAGAGUGCAGACUUUUUUUUAAAAAAAAUAUUUUAUUAAUUAUGCUAUUAUGGUUGUUCCGUUUUUCCCCUUUAUCCCCUUUCACUGAGCACUGCCCCUCCCAUUAGCAUUUCCCCCCCAACCUUAGUUCAUGUCCAUGGGUUAUACAUAUACAUUCUUGGGCUUCUCUAUUUCCUAUACCA